This is a messenger RNA of Acaulospora morrowiae, 3567 nucleotides long. The record is from the annotation of a GenBank genome assembly. NCBI's taxonomy places the organism in Eukaryota, Fungi, Glomeromycota, Glomeromycetes, Diversisporales, Acaulosporaceae.
AUGGCAUGUGAUGUGGGAAAUACAACGCUACAGGAGCCUGGCGAAUCUAAUAUAGUGACUCGGGAGUGGACGAGUGGAAAUAGGGAUAUUGAUGAUUGCAUCAAGGAAUAUCAAAUUAAAUGGAUUCCGUUUGAUACGCUGGUUGAUGUAGAGGUAUUUAAAGAAGGAGACGCCGGCUCGAUAUUUUCGGCAACCUGGUGUGAGGAUGACAAGUUACCUACAUCGCGUAUGGUUGAGUUCAAGGCAUUACCUGGUUCUCAGACAGAAGACCCAAUAGAAUUUAUAAGAGAAUUUAAGAGUUAUAUCAUGUUAGACAGCAGUCAUUAUAAAGGACACGUGUACGGGAUAACUCAAUAUACGAAGACCAAUCAAUAUAUGAUUGUCAAAAUAUAUUCUGGAUCAGGAAGAUGUCCGCAAUGCAAACAAACCAACACUUGUACAGACUGGUGUCAACCGUGCGAUCCAUAUUCAGUGACUCAGGGAUGGAAAAGUGGAAUUGAUUAUAUUGAUGGUUAUCUCAACAGCGUCCAACUUAGUAAUGAAGGAUAUAGUUACAUGAUUGAAUGGAUUCCAUUUGACAGGCUCAAUAAUAUACGAAUAAAAAAACGAUUAAAAUCCGAUCCAUUAUGUUCGGCAAUCUGGUUGGAUGGAUUACGACAAACUAAGGAGUCACGUACAUCACCAUAUACAGUUGAACUCAUGGUUUUGCACAAUAUUCACGCAGGUGCAUUAGAACCUAAGAAAGAGCUUAAAAAUGUAUUAGGGCAUAAUGAUUUUAGAAUAUAUGGGAUAACUCAAAAUACGGAAGCAAAUCAGUGCAUGGCUAUAUUUGAUGAGCACUAUAAUUUAAGAAAUAAAUUUCAUGGAGAAUGUGCACACUGCAAGCGAGACAAUACCUUUUUAUCCUGGUGCAAAUCAUGUGAUCCUUUUAUAGAGAUUCAAGGAUGGACAAGUGGAAAUAAGGAUAUUGAUGAUUGCGUCAAAGAAUAUCAACUUAAUUCUAACAAUUACGAGAAAGGGAUCGAAUGGAUCCCUUCCGAUAGACUAAAUAAUGUACAAAUGAUUAGAAAAGACGAAUUUGAAACGAUAUUUUCAGCAACCUGGUUAGAUGGAGUACGAACACUCAAAUCACUUAAACGUGACGAAGAUUCAUACUCACGAAGUCGUUUACUGUCAUGCAAAGUUGAACUCAAGGCAUUUAACGGUUCUCCGAAAAGUAUCUUGGAAUUUAUAAAAGAGUUUAAAAGUCAUCUGGAGAAUAAUGAUAAUGAUUCGAUAAUACACGGAAUAACUCAGAAUAUGGAAACCAAUCAGUACAUGAUCGUGCUUGAUGAAUUUGGUUCUAUGAGAAAUACUUAUCACCGCAUGUGUGCGCAAUGUUUGCGAAACAAUACUCAUUAUAACUGGUGUAUAUCGUGUGAUCCCCUCAUAGAAACUCGAGGAUGGACGAGUGGAAAUAAGGAGAUUGAUGCUUUCAUCAAAGAAUUGCAACUUAAAUGUACCGGAUAUUGUGAUAUAAUUGAAUGGAUUCCAUUUGAUAGGUUAGAUAAUUUGCGAGUGAUUAGGAAAAAUGGCGCUAAUUCAAUAUUUUUAGCGACCUGGUUAGAUGGAAAGCGAUCUUAUCCUGAAGUUUUCGGUUCCGAUUAUCCACGAACACGUUCACCACCAUGUUCAGUUGAUCUUAAGGCAUUAGGCGGUUCUCAAACGAGCACGUCGGAAUUUAUUAAAGAACUCAAAAACCUAUUAGAAUUAGUGAAUGAUAAACCUCACAUAUACGGGGUUACCCAAAACAAGGAGACAAACCAGUAUAUGAUUGUAUUUGAUGAAUUUGGUUAUUUCAGAUCGAGCUUAUUUGGAGAAUGCGCGCAAUGUGGACGAAGCAAUUCUUCAGAAGCAUGGUGUCAGUCAUGUGAUCCUAGUAUCGUAGUUCAAAGAUGGAAAAGUGGAAAUGCAGACAUUGAUGAUUUCAUCAGAGAACUUCAACUUAAAUCCACAAGUAAUUAUGGAGUGGUUGAAUGGAUUCCAUUUAAUAGGCUAAAUAAUAUACAAAGAAUUGAGGGUGUGGGACCUGAAGUCAUAUUUUCGGCAACAUGGUUAGAUGGAAUACGAACGUAUGAAGAAACCCCUCCCUCAACUUUUAUAAAAUCACGCAUGCCAUGCACCGUAGAACUCAAGGCAUUGCACAGUUCACAACCAAAUUCGCGGGAAUUCACUGAAGAGAUUAACAAUUACGCAAAAUCGAAAAUCGUCAAACUCUAUGGAAUAACUCAAGAUACGGAGACAAAUCAAUUCAUGGUUAUAUACGACGCAAUUGAUUUUAUGAGAAAUCGUGAAUUUGGAAGAUGUGCACGGUGUAGACGAUACAACACUUCGCAAACCUGGUGUCAGUCAUGUGAUCCAAAGAUUAUGGUGGCUCAAAAAGAUUGGACGAGUGGAAAUAAGGACAUUGAUAGUUGCAUCAGAGAAUUUCAAUUUGAAUCCACCGAGUACGAAAAAGUGAUCGAGUGGAUUCCAUUUGAUAGGCUGAAAAGUGUGGCUAUAAUCGGAAAGGGUGGAUUCAGCGCCGUAUAUUCAGCCAUAUGGAUGGAUGGUGCACGAAAAUCUAAAUUUGGUAGUCAAUCACGCAGCGAUUCAUGCGUAGUUGCACUCAAGACUUUACCUGGGUCUCAAACAAAUUCUUCUGACUUUUUAAGAGAGUUCAGAAAUCAAAUGGAAUGUAGAUUUGAGGGUAGUUCUCUUGAAGUAUACGGGUUAACUCAAAAUCCUACAACCGGUGAAUAUUUGAUGGUAUAUCAAUAUGCAAAUAGGGGAAGCCUUCAUGGUUUUAUAACAUCAAAUUUCAAAGGGCUUACAUGGAACAGUAAAUUGUGUCAACUUUGUGAUAUAACCAAAGAUUUGACUCAAAUUCAUAAAGCUGGAUAUAUUCAUAAUGAUUUUCACAGCGGUAAUGUUUUGCUAAAUCAGUAUGUUGGUGGAACAACAAAAUGUUAUAUCGCUGAUCUAGGAUUAUCUCGAAAAGAAAGUGAAUCUGAUUCGGAAGAUCACAUUUACGGAGUUAUGCCUUACGUCGCUCCAGAAAUUUUGUCUGGCCAACAAUACGCAAAGUCGGCUGAUAUUUACAGCUUAGGUGUAAUGAUGGCAGAAAUUUCAACCGGGAAUCGACCUUUUGACGGUCUUCAAUUUGACACGAGUCUUGCAUUGGAUAUUAUCAAAGGAUUAAGACCAGAAUUUGCUCCCGGAACUCCCGAUUGCUAUGUUGAAUUGGCUAAGAAAUGUAUGGAUUCAAAUCCAGAAAAACGACCGACUGCUGAUGUGGUCCAUUCAACAAUUUAUAGAUGGUGGCAUGAUAUGGACCAAGAAAAGUGUGAGACAACGCAAAAAUUCAAAGCUGCCGAUCAAAUGAUCCAAAAAUUGCCAAUUAUCUCGCAAAAACACGAAAGUUUUAUGUAUACUAGUAAAGCCAUCAACACAAGGGAAAUAAAAAAAGCCUAUUAUUCCACAACAACAGAUUCGGCUCAAAUAAAUCUCUGCAUUUCUGAAGAAUCAAUGUUCGGUACGUAUUAUUGA